This is a messenger RNA of Vitis riparia (riverbank grape), 1931 nucleotides long. RefSeq names its product 3-isopropylmalate dehydratase large subunit, chloroplastic-like. The record is from RefSeq and is a predicted model, not a curated record. Gene Ontology annotation, molecular function: 3-isopropylmalate dehydratase activity; 4 iron, 4 sulfur cluster binding. The coding region runs from base 113 to 1639 and encodes 508 amino acids. The transcript is spliced from 15 exons. NCBI's taxonomy places the organism in Eukaryota, Viridiplantae, Streptophyta, Magnoliopsida, Vitales, Vitaceae. Gene Ontology annotation, biological process: amino acid biosynthetic process.
CAGAGUCCGAAUCAAACACUCCUCUCUAGUUCCAGCUUUCCCAGGGGCUGCGAAAGACCCAGUUCCAAACCCCAGACGUUGCCGGAAUUAGGAGCAGGGUUCCUUCUCUUUCAUGGCUUCCUCUGCUAUUGCCUCCAACUCUCCUGCUUUCAUCAAGAAAGAUGUGGAUCUCUCUGCAUUUUCAUCAUCGGCAUCAUCAUUUUCCAUUCAGAAAACCAAUAAAAGAAAUUCCCGGAAAAUUGUUUCAGUCAUGGCACCCCAACAAUCGCCACGUUCUCCUUCCACCUCUGGUUCAGUAAAGACUGCAAUGACCAUGACCGAGAAGAUCUUGGCCAGGGCUUCUGAAAAACCCCAGCUGAGCCCAGGUGAGAAUGUAUGGGUAAAUGUUGAUCUCUUGAUGACCCAUGAUGUCUGUGGCCCAGGUUCUUUUGGAAUCUUCAAGAAAGAGUUUGGUGAGAAUGCAAAGGUUUGGGACCGUGAAAAGAUUGUUAUUAUACCUGAACACUACAUCUUCACAAAGGAUGAACGGGCAAAUCGUAAUGUUGAUAUCCUGAGGGAAUUUUGCACAGAGCAAAAUAUCAAGUACUUCUAUGACAUAAAAGAUCUUGGUAAUUUCAGGGCCAAUCCGGAUUACAAAGGUGUAUGCCAUGUUGCCCUUGCCCAAGAAGGUCAUUGCAGGCCUGGAGAGGUCCUCUUAGGUACUGACUCCCACACAUGUACUGCUGGGGCAUUUGGCCAGUUCGCUACUGGAAUAGGUAACACUGAUGCUGCUUUCGUAUUAGGCACUGGAAAGAUCCUGCUGAAGGUGCCUCCAACUUUGAGAUUUGUAAUGGAUGGAGAAAUGCCCAAUUAUUUGCUCGCAAAAGAUUUGAUUUUGCAAAUUAUUGGUGAAAUAUCUGUUUCUGGCGCGACAUAUAAAUCUAUGGAAUUUGUUGGCACUACUGUUGAAAGUUUAACUAUGGAAGAAAGAAUGACAUUAUGCAACAUGGUUAUUGAAGCUGGGGGAAAGAAUGGUGUUGUCCCUGCUGAUAGUACUACACAUAAGUACCUUGAGGAUAAGACAAGUUUGCCAUAUGAACCAGUUUAUAGUGAUGAGCAAGCAAGAUUUCUUUCUGAGUACAGAUUUGAUAUCUCAAAACUGGAACCUCUGGUGGCAAAGCCUCAUUCACCUGAUAAACGUGCUUUGGCAAGAGAAUGCAAAGACGUGAAAAUUAACAGGGUAUAUAUUGGAUCUUGUACUGGUGGAAAAAGUGAGGAUUUUCUAGCUGCAGCCAAAGUUUUUCAUGCUUCAGGAAAGAAGGUCAAAGUUCCCACAUUUCUUGUCCCUGCAACCCAAAAGGUUUGGAUGGACGUAUAUAGUCUCCCGGUACCAGGAUGUGGUGGCAAGACUUGCUCUCAGAUAUUUGAGGAAGCUGGUUGUGAUACACCUGCAAGUCCUACCUGUGGUGCUUGUAUGGGUGGUCCUAGAGACACAUAUGCACGCAUGAAUGAACCUCAGGUAUGUGUGUCUACAACAAAUAGGAACUUCCCUGGGCGAAUGGGGCACAAAGAAAGCCAGAUAUAUCUAGCUUCUCCUUACACAGCAGCAGCAUCUGCUUUGAGGGGUUAUGUCACUGACCCAAGAGAGUUCUUGCAGUAGGCCAAAAUCAGUGUAAAAUAGUCUCUACCCUCUGCCUUUCCAGCUUAAACUAAUGGUUGAAGUAGUGUGGUAAUAUCUUAUGGUGAAUGUAUUUUAUAAUAUUUUAAUAAGUCGUCUGAGAGAUGGUAUGUAGCCCUAUUAAGUAGUAGUAAGCAAUGGCAAGCGAAGAACAUGUUUGUUAAGGAGUGAUGUGACGAAUUUGUUGUAUCUUGAAUCGGUAGAGAGAUAAUAAACCAUGUGGAAUAUGAGCUUGGGAUGCCAUGUAUAUUUGGUUCCCAUCCUAACCCUCAAA